This is a messenger RNA of Octodon degus (degu), 2409 nucleotides long. It is a transcript of the gene Tmem268, whose product is annotated as transmembrane protein 268. Bases 126 to 1226 code for a protein of 366 amino acids. The record is from RefSeq and is a predicted model, not a curated record. The transcript is spliced from 10 exons. NCBI's taxonomy places the organism in Eukaryota, Metazoa, Chordata, Mammalia, Rodentia, Octodontidae.
CUCUUACCUCAGCCUCCAGAGUGCUGGGGUUAUAGGAAAUCUAAUUGAAGGCAGAGAGGUUAAAGAAUUUGCCAAACGAAGAUGAUAUCAUAACAGAGACAAGAGUCCGAGGCUGCAGAUGCCCAAUGGGGAGUGGAUCUGAGCAUGAACCACAGCUCCAGGAAGAAGUAGAAUCCGCCUGGCUCCCGGCCAUGGCCUGUGAGCCGCAGAUGGACCCCGGCGGGGCAGCCAGCCCGCUGCCCACCUCCUCCCCUGGCUGGAGCACACUGCCUGCGGGGAGUCCUCCACGGUGGGGACAAGAGCUGCACAAUGGCCAGGUCCUCUCAGUCCUCCGGGUCGACAAUACCUGUGCACCCAUCUCCUUCGACCUGGGAGCCGCAGAAGAGCAGCUGCAGGCCUGGGGCAUUCAGCUCCCUGCCGAUCAGUACAGGAGCCUGGCUGAGAGCGCCCUCUUGGAGCCGCAAGUGAGGAGAUACAUCGUCUACAACUCCAGGCCCAUGCGGCUGGCCUUUGCUGUGGUCUUCUACGUGGUGGUAUGGGCCAAUAUCUACUCCACCAGCCAGAUGUUUGCCCUGGGCAACCACUGGGCAGCCGUGCUUCUUGUGACCCUGGCAGCCGUAAGCCUGACGCUGACCCUUGUGCUUGUCUUCGAGAGGCAGCAGAGGAAGGUAAACACCAAUACAGACCUGAGGCUGGUGGCCGCCAACAGGGCCCUCCUGAGACACCGGGUGCUGCUGGGGGUGACAGACACUGUGGAGGGCUGCCAGAGUGUGAUCCAGCUCUGGUUUGUCUACUUUGACCUGGAACACUGUGUGCAGUUUUUGUCAGACCAUAUUCAAGAGAUGAAGACCAGCCAAGAGCCCUUGCUGAGACGCAGACUGAGCCAGCUGUGUGUAGUCAUAGAGACGGGGGUGAACCCCGUGAUGACGGAGGGGCCCGAGGAUCUGGAAGAUGCUCCUCUCCUGCCCAGAGGAGAGACUAGUUCUCAGGAGAGACCAGUCCUGCAGGCUGAGCUCCACCAGCUUGUGCCCGAGGCGGAGCCACAGGAAAUGGCUCAGCAGCUGCUGGCGGUAUUUGGUGGCUACUACAUUCGGCUCCUGGUGACCUCCCAGCUCCCCCAGUCCAUGGGGACCCGUCACGUGGACUUGCCAAGGGUUCCAUGCCCUUGCCAGCUCAUAGAAGCACAUAUCCUGGGUCCGGGGUGCUGCCCCUUCCUGAACAGGUGACCUGGGAACCAAAGCCUUUAUUUUCCUGCAAGACUGAGAAGGGAGGCCUCUGGAGCCAAAGACAGCGUCCUGGCGAUGGGCGUCAGGAGUGCCCCGGCGGUGCCGUGACAUCCGCAGCAGCAAUGCUGGGCCUGUGCCGGGACCCUGUGCAGAAAUGCCUCGACGGGACCCCAUACCGACUGCCUGUGGGGCUUUGCUAAAGCGGAUGGUUGGUGGGCUGGUUCCACCCCAGCCCUCUGGGUUGCAGAGCUUCAGGUAUGGAUGGAGAGGCCACUCCUCCACCCUGCUGCUUCCAGGCCCAGGAGACCUACAGCCCACCUGCCAGGGUGUAUCAGGUAUCCAAGGCUUGGUCUUACAAGCUGUUCCCAUCUUGAGCCACUUCACGUGAGACGGGGAAACAGGCUCAGGGCGAGCGCUGCUCUUAGGCUUCACCUCUGACCCUGGGAGUUGUAGGAAGGCCGCUCAGGAUGUCCUCCUUGUAUAGGCUGCUCACCCUCACCUUGUGUCAGCGGCAGUGGUGCCUGGGCUUGUGUGCCAGCACCAGGCUCCGGGGUGAAAGACUGAGACAGAGGAGAAGCCUGAGGGGAGACCCCAGAAGACUGAGGAUGCUGCUCCCAAGGGUAUUUGCAAAAGCUGGAUCAAUCCUGUUUGACUUGAGCACUGUUUGUUCAAAGCCUUGUGUGCUUGUGGCCAUGGUUUUAUUGCUCAAAGACAUGUGUGCUCGCGGCUGUGGUUUUAUCCUGCAGAUGUGAAACCCUACUCAUGUUUUCUGAUACUGACAUCGUCCCGCUGUGACAUCUGAUCCGUCACUCUGGGAUUGUGUGAGGAGCUUUGAGACCUGCUGGGAUUCUGCUCUCCAAAGGUUUGAAGACCUGUUGUUCCUAGGCCCCAUGGAUUGCAAGGCCCUGGCUCAGCCUCUGAAGGCUCCAGGCCCAACGUUUAGCCAUGAUUUUUGCCAUCUUCUCCCACAAGACCCCUUUAUAGCCAAGUCUUCUUUGCACUGACACAUGGAUUCAUUUCUGUCUGUUGGACUCUCAUUCAUGCCUUGACUCCCAGCAUUCCUUGUUCCUCCCUCAGGAAGUCUUUUUUUUUUUUUUUAAAUUUAUGUAUUUGGUACAGGGUCUCGCUAUGCAGCUUGGACUUGUAGUAAACCUCCAGUUUUGGCCUUCCCAGCCUGGGAUUA